Henningerozyma blattae CBS 6284 is the source of this 2718-nucleotide messenger RNA. RefSeq names its product MCM DNA helicase complex subunit MCM6 (gene MCM6). Gene Ontology annotation, biological process: DNA replication initiation; double-strand break repair via break-induced replication; mitotic DNA replication. Gene Ontology annotation, molecular function: ATP binding; single-stranded DNA binding; single-stranded 3'-5' DNA helicase activity. Bases 1 to 2718 code for a protein of 905 amino acids. The record is from RefSeq and is a predicted model, not a curated record. Gene Ontology annotation, cellular component: MCM complex; nucleus. The transcript has a single exon. Lineage: Eukaryota; Fungi; Ascomycota; Saccharomycetes; Saccharomycetales; Saccharomycetaceae.
AUGUCAUCACCUAUCCGCACGUAUGGACGUGCUUCAGACUCCUCGCCUCCACCAUCCUUUGCAGGAAGCAGUAUUGAAUUUGGAUCUCAACUUCCCUCACAAGGAGGAGGAGAAGCUGCGUUUGGUGUAAGUAGUGAAGAUACACAUGAAGAAGUACAAGAUGGAAUGGCAUUGAAAAGACGUGUAGUGGGGAGAGUGAAGAAAGUGGAUGAUGUUACUGGUGAAAAAGUAUGUGAAUCGUUUGAAGCGUUUCUGGAAGAGUUCCAAGUGGAAGGUGAUAGAGUGUAUCGAUCUCAAAUUGAGUUUAUGAAAAUAUAUGAUUUGAAUACGUUGUAUGUGGAUUAUGGACAUUUGUCGAUGAGAGAAAAUGGUGCAUUAGCAAUGGCUAUCUCUGAACAAUAUUAUAGAUUUUUACCAUUUUUGGAGAGAGGUUUGAGAAGGGUGGUGAAGAAAUAUGCACCAGAUUUGUUACAAAGCAAUGACAGUGUUGGAGAAGGGAGUGUGGAAAGAGUGUUUCAAAUCAGUGUGAUGAAUCUACCUGUGGUACAAAGGAUUCGGGAUAUCCGAUCGAACAAGAUUGGUUCAUUGUUGAGUAUUUCAGGGACUGUGACUAGAACAAGUGAAGUCCGUCCAGAAUUGUACAAGGCGAGUUUCACAUGUGAGAUGUGUCGAAAUGUUGUGGAUAAUGUUGAACAAUCAUUCAAAUAUACAGAGCCAAGUUUCUGUCCGAAUGCGAUGUGUGAAAACCGUGGGUUUUGGAGUUUGAAUUUGAAUCGAUCCAAAUUUCUUGAUUGGCAAAAAGUGCGUAUCCAAGAGAAUUCGAACGAGAUCCCCAGUGGGUCGAUGCCGCGUACUCUUGAUGUGAUCUUACGUGGGGAGAGUGUGGAAAGAGCGAAACCUGGUGAUCGAUGUAGGUUUACUGGGACGGAGAUUGUCAUUCCAGAUUUGACACAGUUGGGUCUUCCUGGGAUCAAGGCAAGUAGUAGUAGAGGUGGUGGAGAAGCCAGGAGGAAUGAUGGAGUUGCCACGCAAGGUGUGAGCGGAUUGAAAUCGCUUGGUGUGCGAGAUUUGACGUACAAGAUUGCGUUUUUGGCAUGCCAUGUCAGUGGUAGCGAAGGUGAACAAGGUCGACUAUUUGGUAAGGAAACAGACGAUAGUGCUCCGGACCAAGAAGUGUUUUUAAAUUCUUUGAGUUCGGAUGAGAUCAACGAAUUGAAAGAGAUGGUUAAGGAUGAGAAUGUUUAUUCGAAAUUGAUUCAAUCGAUUGCACCAGCGGUGUAUGGCCAUGAGAGUGUGAAAAAGGGGCUGUUGCUACAAUUGCUUGGAGGUGUUCAUAAGAGUACGGUGGAGGGGAUAAAACUAAGAGGGGAUAUUAACAUUUGUGUUGUAGGAGAUCCGUCGACUUCGAAAUCGCAAUUUCUCAAGUAUGUGUGUGGGUUUGCUCCUCGUGCUGUCUACACCUCAGGUAAGGCGUCAUCUGCGGCGGGUCUUACUGCUGCGGUGGUACGAGAUGAAGAAGGUGGUGAUUAUACGAUUGAAGCCGGUGCGCUGAUGCUUGCAGAUAAUGGGAUCUGUUGUAUUGAUGAAUUUGACAAGAUGGAUAUUCCCGAUCAAGUUGCGAUCCACGAAGCCAUGGAACAACAGACGAUUUCGAUUGCCAAGGCAGGGAUCCAUGCUACGUUGAAUGCAAGAACGUCGAUCCUGGCGGCAGCCAAUCCAAUUGGAGGCAGGUACAAUCGUAAGUUGAGUUUGCGAGGUAAUUUGAACAUGUCUGCGCCAAUCAUGUCGAGAUUCGAUCUAUUCUUUGUGGUCCUGGAUGAUUGUAAUGAGAAAGUGGAUACGGCGUUGGCAGCUCAUAUUGUGGAUUUACAUACUCGGAGAGACGCGGCUAUCCAGCCUCCGUAUAGUGCAGAUCAAUUGCGGUGCUAUAUCAAAUACGCGAGAACGUUUAAGCCGAUCCUGGGGGAUGCUGCGGCAAAAUUGUUGGUGGACAAGUAUGCUCAAUUACGUAGGGACGAUGCACAAGGCUUAGCAAGAAGUAGUUAUAGAAUUACAGUCAGACAAUUGGAAAGUCUUGUGAGAUUGAGUGAAGCGAUUGCUCGAGCCAAUUGUGUGGAUGAAAUCACGCCUGGGUUUGUUGCAGAAGCUUAUGAUUUAUUGAGACAAAGUAUCAUUCGAGUGGAUGUGGAUGAUAUUGAUUUGCCAGAGGAUGAAGAGAAUGGCGAAACUAAUGGUCCCAACGAGGGGGCUAUUACAGAGGAGGGGGCUAUUGCAGAGGAGGGGGCUAUUGCAGAGGAGGGGACUAUUGCACAUCCCGACACGAAUGGCCACAAUGCUGAACCGUCGCUACCAUCGUCCAAGAUUAGUUUACCGUAUGAACAAUACGUGUCUAUGAUGCAAAUGCUGGUAAGACAUGUUGGUGCAUGUGAGAGACGUGGCCAAGAAGUAGACGCUCAACAACUGGUGGAUUGGUACUUGUUACAAAGAGAAGGAGCCUUGUCUAGUGAAGCCGAGUAUUGGGCAGAAAGACGAGUUUGUGGUAGGGUUCUUAGACGGCUGGUGAAAGAUCGAGUGUUGAUGGAGAUCCGCGGCCACGCCGAGGCUGGCGAAAGUGGAGGGGCGUCACGUGCACGGACGGUGUAUGUUGUGCAUCCGAACUGUGAGCUGGGCGAGGCCAGUGAGGAUGAAAGCGAGGGGGAGAAUGUGGAGGGGAAUUAG